GACCCCCAGCUGAUUAUGAUACCGAGUAUGGUUGCCCCAAUAACCUGCCCUGGACCCCAGCUGACUAUAGCCGAGCUGUUGAGCAAGCGAAAAAGUUAGGGCUGCGCUUCACUGCGCCUGACCUAACGGUGAAAAUGGGUUCGAGUUGGUGGCUCUAUCGUCCGAACAAUGCUGUUGCAAACUUCAGUCUGACCUGCCCCUACCCCGAAGAGAAUUUCACUGAGAACACCGUCACAUUGGCGACUCUGUUCACCAUUAAUGUGGACGGCACGUUCUACAACCCGAUCAUCGAUCCAGCUGACCUUGGUGACAUUAACUAUGGCUCCAUGCUGCUUCGUCCUCCCCGCGGGAUUGCU
Messenger RNA from Striga hermonthica, 356 nucleotides. Lineage: Eukaryota; Viridiplantae; Streptophyta; Magnoliopsida; Lamiales; Orobanchaceae. The record is from the annotation of a GenBank genome assembly.